This is a messenger RNA of Catharus ustulatus (Swainson's thrush), 1185 nucleotides long. RefSeq names its product melanocortin 2 receptor (gene MC2R). The record is from RefSeq and is a predicted model, not a curated record. Gene Ontology annotation, molecular function: corticotropin receptor activity. NCBI's taxonomy places the organism in Eukaryota, Metazoa, Chordata, Aves, Passeriformes, Turdidae. The transcript has a single exon. Gene Ontology annotation, biological process: G protein-coupled receptor signaling pathway. Gene Ontology annotation, cellular component: membrane. The coding region runs from base 139 to 1110 and encodes 323 amino acids.
AAUUCCAAAAAUUUUAGUUAAGUCUUAAAAUUGCUCCAGAUGAAGGAGAGAGCCUUGAUCACAUGAAGAAUGGUCUGAUUGUCAGGUCAGCUUCAGAAUAAAACCGAACCUGAAAAAGAAGCAACCCAGACUCUUUCCAUGACCAGAAGAAUGAGCACUGACAGACCUUCCAACUUAAUCAAACACCCAGGACAGACAAGCAUUGCAUCCCUCGAAAACAUAAGUGAUUUUUCAUUAAAUAUCACUGACUGCGCCCAGGUUGUGGUGCCAGAGGAAGUUUUUUUCACUGUUGCUGCUGCUGGGAUACUGGAAAAUCUACUUAUUCUCAUUGCUGUUAUUAGAAAUAAGAAUUUACACUUGCCCAUGUACUUCUUCAUCUGCAGUUUAGCCAUUUCAGACAUGUUAGGUAGCUUGUACAAAACUCUGGAGAACAUCUUUAUCAUCUUGUGCAAAAUGGGAUACCUGACCCGUCAUGGAGACUUUGAGAAAAAACUGGAUGACGCCAUGGAUUCCAUGUUCAUUCUGUCUUUGCUGGGGUCUAUUUUCAGCCUGCUAGCUAUUGCAGCAGAUAGAUAUAUCACCAUCUUCUAUGCUUUGCGGUACCACAACAUCAUGACGCUGAGGAGGGCCUUGGUUAUCCUGGCAAUCAUCUGGGCGUUCUGUGCCGGCAGUAGCAUUGCCAUUGCCCUCUUCUCCUAUGAAGCAGCAACAGUCAUUCCCUUCACCAUCCUGUUCCCUUUGAUGAUGUGUUUCAUACUUUGCCUUUAUGUGCACAUGUUCCUCCUGGCUCGAUCUCACGCCAAGAAGAUCGCCUCGCUGCCCAGCAGCACGGUCCAUCACAGAACAAACAUGAAAGGCGCCAUUACCCUGACUAUUUUCCUUGGAGUUUUCCUUUGUUGUUGGGCUCCCUUUGUUCUUCACAUCCUCUUAGCAAGGUUUUGCCCACAUAACCCUUACUGUGCCUGCUACAUGUCCAUUUUCCACGUGAAUGGGACACUCAUAAUGUGCAAUGCCAUCAUCAACCCUAUGAUUUUUGCAUUCCGAAGCCCAGAGUUGCGGAGUACAUUUAAGAAGAUGUUCUACUGUUCCAGGUCAAGCUGCAACUGGUGAACACUUUGCCAAAAUGAAAAUUAUAGAAGCAUUUAUGGGGUGCUGUGCAACAACAGUGUGGAGAGCUAAAAAUAC